Zingiber officinale is the source of this 2506-nucleotide messenger RNA. RefSeq names its product protein ROLLING AND ERECT LEAF 2-like. The transcript has 4 exons. The record is from RefSeq and is a predicted model, not a curated record. The coding region runs from base 115 to 2415 and encodes 766 amino acids. Lineage: Eukaryota; Viridiplantae; Streptophyta; Magnoliopsida; Zingiberales; Zingiberaceae.
UUAGUUAAUCGAAGUUUCUCUAUCGUGUUGUGCGGUACGACAUUCGUGCUCCCGUUCCUUCUCCUCCCGAGAUCUGUCCGCGUGCUGCGUUGGUCGGUCGGUUGGAGAGCUCAGAUGGGAUGCUCGGCGUCGAGGGUGGAGAACGAGGACUGCGUGCGGCGCUGCAAGGAGCGGCGGCGCCUGAUGAAGGAGAUCGUCCACUCGCGCCACCACCUCGCCUCCGCGCACUCCGACUACCUCCGCUCGCUCCGCGUCACCGGCUCCGCCCUCACGCGUUUCUCCCGAGGGGAGCCCCUGGCCGUCUCCGAGCACUCCCCGCCCAUACUCCUCCGGGCCUCUUCCCCGUCACCCGCCUCCCUUCCCCCGCCCACCCCGCUCCCCCCUCCGACUCACUCUGCUCUUCCGCAGGUGCCGCAUCUCCGGCGCCGCCAGAUAAAAAGUCACUCUUCGCCGUCCCAUUCUCCCACUGUCGCCGCUUCUUCUGCCAACCCAUCCGUUGGUGGCCACCCCCAGUUCCCGCCGGUGAACUGGGCGUACGCCACUACCCCGUCCCAGUCCUCCUCCGCCUGGGAUUGGGAGAACUUCUACCCUCCUUCGCCCCCGGACUCCGAGUUCUACGAACGUAGACAGGCCGAACUCGAGGAGAAGAGUCGCAUGCAACACCAUCUACCCUUGGAGGAAGAAGUUGACGAAUCUGACGAGGAGCGAGAUGCGGGAGAAGAAGAAGGAUACGGAGAAAUAAAAGAAGAGGACCGCUGUCGUGAUUGGGGUGAACAUUACCGGAGCACCACCAUCUCCUCCACCAGAUCCGACAGCGAGCCUGAGCUAGAGGACGACGGAGACAACGAGAGGAAUACCUUUUCGCGAUCCGAGAACAUGCCCGCUGGAUCUGAGUACAGCGGAUUCGCCCCUGGUCAGGCGCCGCCGUCGGAGAUCGCCUCAUCUGCGGCAGCAGAGGUGAAGUCUCGGCUGCGGCCGAGCUUGGUAGUGGAAUCGUCGUUGGCCAGGUGGCAUGGAGGCGGGCGGGAGGAGUCAUCAUCCACCUCCGCUGCUGCUGAGUUGACAUUGGCUGUGCGCCACCACAAUCUGGCGGAAAUUGCAACGGCCCUCGAGGAGUACUUCGUCAAGGCCGCCGACGCUGGCAACGCCAUCUCAGAUCUCCUUGAGAUUGGCCGUGCCCAGUUCGACGGUAGCUUCCAGCAGCUGAAGAAGACGGUGUACCACUCGAACAGUGUACUGAGUACAUUAUCCUCGAGCUGGACGUCCAAGCCACCCUUAGCAAUUCGUUACAGCCUCGAUGCGUCUGCGUUGGAGGAGUCUGACCGAAGGAAGAGCCAUGGAUCAACUUUGGAGCGGCUUUUGGCUUGGGAGACGAAGCUCUAUAAGGAAGUGAAGGCUAGAGAAGGUGUGAAGAUUGAGCAUGAGAAGAAACUUUCAACACUGCAAAGCCUGGAAUAUGGAGGAAAGGCAGAUGCUAGACUGGACAAGACCAAAGCUUCAAUCAAGAAGUUACAGUCAUUAAUUUUAGUGACAUCUGAAGCUGUCACUACCACAUCAACUGCAAUAGCUAAAGUCCGUGAUGAAGAACUUGCUCCACAAUUUGUCCAGAUCUGUUAUGCGCUUUUGAACAUGUGGAGGAAAAUGAACCAAUGUCAUGAAACGCAGAACCAUAUUGUGCAACAAGUUCGAGGUCUGGUGAAUAGUGCUUCUAAUGCUGGAUUGACAUCCGACUUGCAUAGGCUCACAACUCGUGACCUUGAGGCUGCAGUCUCAGCAUGGCAUUCAAGCUUCAACCGGCUUGUGAAAUAUCAUCGUGGCUAUGUCCGCACCCUGUAUAGUUGGCUUAUGCUUACACUUCUUCAAGUCAGCAGUGACAACCCCCAGAAAGAUCAUUAUUCACCUAUUGCAAUUCAGCUCACAGCCAUCUGUGAUGAAUGGAAGCAAGCCCUAGAAAGGUUACCUGAUACUGUGCUCUCCGAGGCUGUCAAGAGUUUCAUGAAUGUCGUCCAUGUCAUCUACACAAAGCAGGAAGAAGAGCUGAAGAUUAAGAAACGGGCUGAAACAUACUCAAAAGAGCUUGAGAAGAAGUCCACAGCACUGAGAAGUAUUGAGAAAAAAUACUACCAGUCAUACUCGAUGGUUGGUCUUGCACUUCCCGGUGGGGGGCAUGACAACUAUGGACAAGCAUUUGAUACGCAUGACCCAUUGACUGAGAAGAAGUCAGAGAUUGCAGCAUGUCGAAGAAAGGUCGAAGAGGAGCUCACAAGGCAUGCAAAGGCAGUUGAGGUCACAAGAUCAUUGACGCUUAACAGUAUACAGACCGGCCUGCCGGGUGUGUUUCAGGCAUUGGCAGGGUUCUCCGGAAUGGCUGUUGAAGCUAUGGAAGGUGUUUGCCGUCGAGCGGGAUCUGUCUGAUAAAACUCCCUUUGUACCCUUUUUUGUCUAUUUUACUAUUUAUGUUGAUCGAGAAGAUAUAGUUACAAAUAGGAAGAAAAAUAUUUCUCCA